AUGAAACUUUUCAUUGUACUAGCACUCUGCUGUAGUUUUUUCUCAGUCAGAGCCAGCCCUCUUCCAUUUGAGUUUUUGAACUGUGAUGACCCUGAUGUCUUUAAAGCUGUCGACACAGCAUUGAAGAAAUACAAUGGAGACAGAGCAACUGGUAACCAGUUUGCUCUGUACAUGGUGAUGGAAGCCAAGAGAACUGCAGGUCCUGACACACAAUUCUAUGUGAAAUAUCGAAUACAUGAAACCACUUGUGCCACUGAGGAAAACAGACUCUGGCGAGACUGUGAUUACAAAGUACCUGCAGAGGCUAAAACAGGAGAAUGCACAGCUCAAGUUCAUAUGAAUGAUGCUGAAAAAAACAGUAAUGUUUCGCAAGACUGCAAAAUUUUUUCAGCAGCGCCAAGGGUAACAGUUGCUGAGGCUCCCUGUCUUGGAUGCUUCCACCCUAUAUCAAGCGACAGUUCAGAAGUGUCAGAAAUCCUGAAACAAGCCAUUCAAAAGUUUAACAGGCACAGUGAUGAACCCGCCCUUUUUAAGCUUGUGGAAAUAAAAGAAGCUAAAAGACAGGUGGUAGCUGGAUGGAAUUACAUAAUUAAAUAUGAAAUAGAGGAGACUAAUUGCUCCAAAGACCAAUUUCAAGAUUUAACUCCAGAGUGCAAAACCACUUCCAGAGGUCGUGUAGGAAAAUGUGAAGCCAAAGCAUACAGAAAUCCUCAGGCGCAGAUUCUGGAUACUGCAAGCCAAUGCAAACUUCCAGUUGAUGACACGGUAAUUCCGGCCACUCGCUCUGGUUGUCCAAAGACUGUCCCAAAAGACAGUCCAGAACUGAAGGAACUACUGAAGGUUUCUAUGGAGAAGUAUAAUUCGGAGAGCAAUGAUGAUUUCCACUAUAAAGCUGGACAAAUAAGAACAGCAGAAGUUCAGGUGUUUGCAGGACAAAACUACCACUUAACAUUUUCAAUCCGGAAGACAAACUGCUCAAAGGAAGAGUUUGAAACACUUAAUGAAUACUGUGAAGCCACACCAGAAAGUGUAUCAGUGCCAUGUGAAGCACAAAUUCACGUGAUCCCAUGGGAGAAUAAAAUCUUUCCCCAGGUUAACUGCUCUCAAGAACGGGCAAUGUCUAUACUUCUAAGAAGGCCUCCUGGAUUCACACCUUUCCGAAGCUUUGCUGCGCUAGAUGGGCCAAAGGAAAUUUUAUGUUUUGAUAAAAAUGAAGAAGAAAGGCAAAGUCCUGGAAAAGAAAUGAGAAAAGAUGUUGGACAGGAACCAGAAGGUGAAGGUGAACCCGAGCACAAACACAGGCAUAAGCAUGGGCACAAACACAGGCAUAAGCUCAGGCAUGGAUAUAAAAAGGACCAUGAGUCUGUCAAAAGGCAUAAGCAUGAAACUGGUUGUGGGCACAGCACUGGCCAUGGGUGUGGGCAUAAAAAACACAGUAAAACGGGUAAAUAUAAGCAUCUAAACCCUAAAUCUUCUGAAGAGUCAAAUGAAAAGGUUUUUAAUCAAAACCAAACUCUCCCACCAUCCAGUGGUGAAACAGUAUCAGAACUAGUUAAUCCAGGGGUUGCAAGAGUAGAAACCAGUACACUUGCAGAAUCACUAAUUCUUCCUGAUACUUCUUUAUUUAAUGGGUUGCCAGAUCGCCCAGGACCUCCUCUCGCUAGAUGCCCUGGAAAAUCAUGGAAACCAAUCACGAACCUUCCAGCUCCUCCCAGCUUUCCCAGAGAAUUCACGAAUGAGGAUCUCCUGCCCUCCACAGCAGAAGAUGUUGAUCCAGCACCAGAAGACUCAACAUCUCCCCCAAAUGAAGACUUUGAUCUUUCAGAUGCUUUACUAUAA
Molecule: messenger RNA, 1839 nt
Organism: Merops nubicus (carmine bee-eater)
Lineage: Eukaryota; Metazoa; Chordata; Aves; Coraciiformes; Meropidae
Gene: KNG1
Product: kininogen 1
Exons: 10
Coding region: 1-1839 (612 amino acids)
Biological process (GO): positive regulation of cytosolic calcium ion concentration; negative regulation of blood coagulation; negative regulation of endopeptidase activity
Cellular component (GO): blood microparticle; extracellular region
Molecular function (GO): cysteine-type endopeptidase inhibitor activity
Source: RefSeq, a predicted model, not a curated record